Messenger RNA from Lepus europaeus (European hare), 3228 nucleotides. It is a transcript of the gene ABCB9, whose product is annotated as ATP binding cassette subfamily B member 9. Gene Ontology annotation, molecular function: ABC-type oligopeptide transporter activity; ATP hydrolysis activity; ATP binding. Gene Ontology annotation, biological process: peptide transport; transmembrane transport. The record is from RefSeq and is a predicted model, not a curated record. The transcript has 12 exons. The coding region runs from base 111 to 2399 and encodes 762 amino acids. Lineage: Eukaryota; Metazoa; Chordata; Mammalia; Lagomorpha; Leporidae. Gene Ontology annotation, cellular component: lysosomal membrane.
CCCCGGCUCACCUGGUGCCUCGCAGGUCGGACCUCGCCCCGUGGGAGAUGUCCUCGCCCCCGUGAGCUGGAGCCGCUGCCCUUGUCGCCUGUCCACCGCCAGCCAGCAGGAUGCGCCUGUGGAAGGCAGUGGUGGUGACGCUGGCCUACGUGAGCCUGGACGUCGGGGUGACCACGGCCAUCUACGUCUUCAGCCACCUGGACCGCAGCCUGCUGGACGACAUCCGCCACUUCAAUGUCUUCGACUCGGUGCUGGACCUGUGGGCGGCCUGCCUCUACCGCAGCUGCCUGCUGCUGGGGGCCACGAUCGGCGUGGCCAAGAACAGCGCGCUGGGGCCGCGGCGGCUGCGGGCCUCGCGCGUGGCCAUCACCCUCGUGUGCCUCUUCGUGGGCAUCUAUGCUGUGGUGAAGCUGCUGCUCUUCUCGGAGGUGCGCAGGCCCAUCCGGGACCCGUGGUUCUGGGCCCUGUUCGUGUGGACGUACGUCUCCCUCGCCGCCUCCUUCCUGCUCUGGUGGCUGCUGUCCACGGUGCGGCCCUACGCCGAGGUCCUGGAGCCAGGCGCCGGCGCCGAGACGGAGGCCGACGGCUUCCCCGCCGAGCAGGCGUCCGGGGCCACCCUGCAGAAGCUGCUGUCCUACACCAAGCCCGACGUGGCCUUCCUCGUGGCCGCCUCCUUCUUCCUCAUCGUGGCUGCUCUGGGAGAGACCUUCCUGCCCUACUACACCGGCCGCGCCAUCGACAGCAUCGUCCUUCAGAAGAGCAUGGAGCAGUUCAGCACGGCCGUCACCAUCGUGUGUCUGCUGGCCAUCGGCAGCUCGUUUGCCGCAGGGGCCCGGGGCGGCAUCUUCACCCUCGUGUUCGCCAGACUCAACGUCCGGCUGCGGAGUUGCCUCUUCCGCUCGCUGGUGUCGCAGGAGACGAGCUUCUUCGAUGAGAACCGCACAGGCGACCUCAUCUCCCGCCUCACCUCGGACACCACCAUGGUCAGCGACCUGGUGUCCCAGAACAUCAACAUCUUCCUGCGGAACACGGUCAAGGUCACGGGCGUGGUGGUCUUCAUGUUCAGCCUGUCCUGGCAGCUGUCCCUGGUCACCUUCAUGGGCUUCCCCAUCAUCAUGAUGGUGUCCAGCGUCUACGGCAGGUACUACAAGAGGCUCUCCAAAGAGGUGCAGAGCGCCCUGGCCAGGGCCAGCAGCUCGGCCGAGGAGACCAUCAGCGCCCUGAAGACCGUGCGCAGUUUCGCCAACGAGGAGGAGGAGGCCGAGACGCACCUGCGGAAGCUGCAGCAGGUGUACAAGCUGAACAGGAAGGAGGCGGCGGCCUACAUGUACUACGUCUGGGGCAGCGGGCUCACGCUGCUGGUGGUCCAGGUCAGCAUCCUCUACUAUGGGGGCCACCUCGUCAUCUCGGGCCAGAUGACCAGCGGCAACCUCAUCGCCUUCAUCAUCUACGAGUUUGUCCUGGGGGACUGCAUGGAGUCCGUGGGCUCCGUCUACAGCGGCCUCAUGCAAGGAGUGGGCGCGGCCGAGAAGGUGUUCGAGUUCAUCGACCGAAAGCCGACCAUGGUGCAUGACGGGAGCCUGGCCCCCGACCACCUGGAGGGCCGCGUGGACUUUGAGAACGUGACCUUCACCUACCGGACUCGGCCGCACACGCAGGUCCUGCAGAACGUCUCCUUCAGCCUGUGUCCGGGCAAGGUGACGGCCCUCGUGGGGCCCUCAGGCAGUGGCAAGAGCUCCUGCGUGAACAUCCUGGAGAACUUCUACCCGCUGGAGGGUGGCCGCGUACUGCUGGACGGCAAGCCCCUGGGCGCCUACGACCACAAGUACCUGCACCGCGUGAUCUCCCUGGUAAGCCAGGAGCCCGUGCUGUUCGCCCGCUCCAUCACGGACAACAUCUCCUACGGGCUGCCCGCUGUGCCCUUCGAGAUGGUGGUGGAGGCUGCGCAGAAGGCCAACGCCCACGGCUUCAUCAUGGAGCUCCAGGACGGCUACAGCACAGAGACCGGGGAGAAGGGGGCCCAGCUGUCAGGCGGCCAGAAGCAGCGCGUGGCCCUGGCCCGGGCUCUGGUGCGGAACCCCCCUGUGCUCAUCCUGGAUGAAGCCACCAGCGCUCUGGAUGCGGAGAGCGAGUACCUGAUCCAGCAGGCCAUCCACGGCAACCUGCAGAAGCACACGGUGCUCAUCAUCGCACACCGGCUGAGCACGGUGGAGCGGGCACACCUCAUUGUGGUGCUGGACAAGGGCCGCGUGGUGCAGCAGGGCACCCACCAGCAGCUGCUGGCCCAGGGCGGCCUCUACGCCAAGCUGGUGCAGCGCCAGAUGCUGGGGCUCGAGCCCGCCUCGGACUACACCGCUGGCCACAAGGAGCCGCCGGGCAGCGCAUGUCCCAAGGCCUGACCCCGAUCGCUGGGCCCUGCUUCUCCUGGGGGGGGGACAGGCCCCGGCGCCCGCCGGGCAGACGUGCUCGUGGGGCCCCGAGCAGCCCCCGCUGCCCCCUGAGCCCAGGCCCCUGGCACCGGAGGGACCCUGCCGUGUCCCACGUAUCACUGCUUCCUGCAUCUCCCUGGAUCCCACCCUGCUCCCCGGAGCAGCACCAGCCCCGCGCUGCCAAGGAGCCCCCCCCGGCCCCCCUGGGCUCGAAGCAAAGGCAGAGCCCCCUUUUUACACCAAGGUCUUACCAGGGUUCUGACUGCUUGGUUGGACGCAGCCCAGUCAGCUCCUAGAUCUCAAAAGCAUUUUUCUUCUUGGGAGUAUCAGUGGGCAAGUUCACCAAGAUGUUCUAGAAACUUCUGAGCCGGGAGUGAGUGGCCCUUCCUACUAACCCCCCGGGGGCUGUCAGGAGAGACCGAGGCGCCAUCCUCUGCCCCUACAGGGAAGGGGCGCCCCGUCCCGAGGGGGCAGCAGAGGGGACCGGACUCUGCCUCUCCCUGAGUCAGGCCGAGGCGGGUGGUCUGCCCGAGGCCCCUGCCGCCCUGCCGGUCGGAGCCGGUCUCACUGUGAACCACUGUGACCCUCACGGAGGAGUGAGGGGCCGGCCAGGCCUGGCGUCCCUGCUUGUCCCGCCGUCCCUCGUGCCACACCUGCCGCCCUGCUGCUGGAGGCCACGUGGAUGUUUGUGCGCCACGAUGCUCCUCUGUGGGGUGACAGGGCAGUGGCAAAGCCCAGGCUCUGGCCUUGCCCGGGGUCGCGAGAUGUUGGGAGAACCCGGUCAAUAAAGUGUACUACC